This is a messenger RNA of Gadus macrocephalus (Pacific cod), 1550 nucleotides long. RefSeq names its product RWD domain containing 4 (gene rwdd4). The transcript has 7 exons. The record is from RefSeq and is a predicted model, not a curated record. Bases 190 to 786 code for a protein of 198 amino acids. Gene Ontology annotation, molecular function: protein binding. NCBI's taxonomy places the organism in Eukaryota, Metazoa, Chordata, Actinopteri, Gadiformes, Gadidae.
GUUCAUGUAUAGUACGCAUGCGCCGUACAUAUCACGGUGGCCGCUCGUCAACUCAGCUAUGAUAGUAGAUAAUGUAUAUUGAACCUUAACUUCUGCUUACAGUAAUGAGACGGUAACUUCACGUAUUACAGUUUUUAUUCGAAAAAGGACUCUAGAAGGACACUAGAGUCAGUCAGCUUCUGACAGAAGAUGACAGCCAACGAGGAUCAAGAGAUGGAGUUGGAGGUUCUCCGCUCCAUCUACGAGGGGGAUGAGUGUUUCAAAGAGAUCAGCCCUGUGUCCUUUCAGUACAGGGUGGGAGAACUUGAUGACACCAAAGCCUUCAUUCUUGAUUUCACGUGGCCGGAAUCCUACCCAGCUACCGCCCCUCAGAUAUCCCUAGUUGCAUUUUUUAAUAACAGAAUAUCCUCACUGACGAAGCAGCAGAUUGUCUCCAAGGUGGAGGAGCAGGCAGAGGCCAGCCUGGGCGAGGCCAUGAUGUACACGCUGUUUGAGUGGGCCAAGGAGAACCAGGAGAGCCUCAUGGAGGAUCAUCAGCCCGUCGUCACCGCUGUGAUCUCCAAUGACACGACGGCGACAGAGGGCAAGAAAAAGGAUAAAAAGGAACAGCUCACAAAAUCACAAAAAAGGAGGAUAACUUGUAGGACGGAUAACAAGGGGGAAAUGCCCCGAGGCUGGGACUGGUGUGACGUUAUCAAGGUACGUUCUUUUUAUUUUGUUUCUCCCCUUUACUCCACUAGAUGGCAAUGGUUGACAAUGUACAAAAUGACCUGUUCUGUCAUAUAACCUGUCAAUAUCUUUGUCGUUUCUUUGCAUAUGUUUACACUGACGGAUUCAUCUUCCAGCAUCUUAGCAGAACCGGAGGGAUGAACGACUAGGUGAAUACUGUGGAAGAGAAGAGGGCGGAUUUAAGGUGCCGGGCGUUUACAAGACGGAUUCAAGUGGAUUGUGCAGAAUUCAGUUUCGGCCCCCUAAAUCCAACAACACCGGCUCGCAACUGAAGAAGCUGCGAUCACGACCGCCGAGUCCUCGAAAAAUGUCGCAGUCCCAAAGUUUAAAGUAAAACCGCUCGUUUCAGCGCUCGAUCGGAGGCCAGAGCCAUUCUGUGAGGUGUAGGUGUCGCACGGCUGUUUAGGAAUUCUUCUUAUCAAAGAGGGUUUUAGAUUCACAAACAAACCUUGUGCUUUUCUCUCCCCCCCCCCCCCCCCCCCCCGAGUGUUUGGGUUUUAUUCACGUUUUGAUACCGCUUAUGGUGGAGGGCUAGGAGGAGGGGGAACAGUCACUAUAACGGCUGGAUGAGACAUCGAGUCAGUUGUCAUAUGGAAGAUGGAUGUGCACCACUGCCAUUGUUGUCCUACGAUGCUUACCUGUAGUCCUCAAGUGAUAAAAAAACAAAAAUACUGCAGCAACCUGAUGGCCUUCAAGGAUGCACUCAAUAUUUUAUGUAGUAUUUAUAACUAUAAAAAACCAUUUCAUUAUUUGACAAGAGUGUGGUCCCCCUUUAAAGUUGACAUUUUUAUGGAAAAAUAAAAAAACAAAUGCACUUUUGA